CCGCCCCUCCCCCCGCCCCCCGCCGCAGCUUUCGCACCCCGCACCUCGGCCUCCCCCGCCAUGUCGUCGUUCUCGGAAUCGGCGCUGGAGAAGAAGCUGUCGGAGCUGAGCAACUCUCAGCAGAGCGUGCAGACCCUGUCCCUGUGGCUCAUCCACCACCGCAAGCACGCCGGGCCCAUCGUCGCCGUCUGGCACCGCGAGCUCCGGAAAGCCAAGUCGAGCCGGAAGCUGACCUUCCUCUACCUGGCCAACGAUGUCAUCCAGAACAGCAAGCGGAAGGGGCCCGAGUUCACCCGCGAGUUCGAGUCCGUCCUCGUGGACGCCUUCUCUCACGUCGCCAGAGAGGCCGACGAAGGGUGCAAGAAGCCCCUGGAGCGGCUGCUGAGCAUCUGGCAAGAGCGCAGCGUUUACGGCGGGGAGUUCAUUCACCAGCUGAAGUUGUCGAUGGAAGACUCCGGCAGCCCCCCGCCCUCCAAAGCCGCGGACGAGAAGAAGUCCCUGAAGCGGACGUUCCAGCAGAUCCAGGAGGAGGAAGAGGACGAGGACUACCCCGGGAGCUACUCCCCCCAGGACCCCUCCGGCGGUCCCCUCCUGACGGAGGAGCUGAUCAAAGCCCUGCAGGACCUGGAGAAUGCCGCCUCCGGCGAUGCCACCGUGCGCCAGAAGAUCGCCUCGCUGCCCCAGGAGGUGCAGGACGUCUCGCUCCUGGAGAAGAUCACAGACAAGGAGGCGGCCGAGCGUCUGUCGAAGACGGUGGACGAGGCGUGCCUGCUCCUGGCGGAGUAUAACGGGCGCCUGGCGGCGGAGCUGGAAGACCGGCGCCAGCUGGCCCGCAUGCUGGUCGAGUACACGCAGAACCAGAAGGACGUCCUCGCCGACAAGGAGAAGAAGCUCGAGGAGUACAAGCAGAAGCUGGCCAGGGUCACCCAAGUGCGGAAGGAACUCAAAUCCCACAUCCAGAGCCUCCCGGACCUCUCGCUCCUCCCCAACGUCACCGGCGGCCUGGCCCCCCUGCCCUCGGCCGGCGACCUCUUCUCCACCGACUAGCCCGCCCCGCGGCCCCCGACGGUCCCCCCGGCCCCCCUCGGCGGCAGGCGGGGGGCGGUUCCGUCCCCGUCCCCCUCGGACAGACCGCCCGAGGGCCGGACCCUCCUCGUCCCGGGCUUCGAAGAUCUGCCGGGUCCACACGGACACACACGCAGACGCAGACGGACGGACGCUCGCACCCUCGCACACGCUCUCCCCAGCUCCCUCCUCCUCCCUCCGUCUCACUGUUCAGCUCCAAUUGUACAGUGCGUUGAGAAGACCGUCCCGGAGUCGCGCUGUAUCUGAGUAAAUAUAUAUAUAUAUAUAUA
This is a messenger RNA of Ornithorhynchus anatinus (platypus), 1355 nucleotides long. RefSeq names its product regulation of nuclear pre-mRNA domain containing 1B (gene RPRD1B). The record is from RefSeq and is a predicted model, not a curated record. The coding region runs from base 61 to 1047 and encodes 328 amino acids. The transcript is spliced from 7 exons. Gene Ontology annotation, cellular component: RNA polymerase II, holoenzyme. Lineage: Eukaryota; Metazoa; Chordata; Mammalia; Monotremata; Ornithorhynchidae. Gene Ontology annotation, biological process: mRNA 3'-end processing. Gene Ontology annotation, molecular function: RNA polymerase II C-terminal domain binding.